UCUUUUAAAAUAUUUUGCAGAGUAACGAGAAAGGAAACUAGCUUUUUUAAUAUUCACUGUACUACCUUACCAAGAAAGCCUACUAGGAUAAUGCCAAAUUCUUGUUCAAAUGAAAAUGAUAUGAAGUUGUUGUUUUUGGGCGUGGUAGUUGUGACACUGAGCAUCAACGUAUCGAAAGCAUACCAAGUGCAUGUUGUUCACAAUGUUGAAAUAGUGCUUCCAGAGUGUUCUACCGAAGGCGGCGACUGGGUUUGGAAUAGAUGUGUCUGUAAAUCUGGAUUUACCGGAUCAGCAUGUGAAAUCUACAUGCAUGAAUUGUUUAACAAUGAAGAAAAUAUCAAAUCGUUACAAAGAACACAAAAAUCGAAUUUGCGAGAUUACACUUUGAAUGAAUAUUUAACACCGAAAGGGAGAAUGAAAAGGCAAGCUCUUUCCAACGAAAAUACAGAAGGUUCUGGGUCUGGAAGUGAAACAAUUUUGACAACCGAGCAAAGUACAAUUGCUGAACAAACUCCAACAACAGAACAAAACACAACUGAAGAUGGUCAAACCACCACAGCCGAGCAAAUCACAACAACGGUCGGUGGAAUAACCUGUUCCAACGACGAGCAAUUUUUCAACGGAGAGUGCGUUGCUAUAAGUGCAUUCGAUUUCAGAGCUCGAGUGGACAAAAUCUUUAACGAAAACUUCAGCGAUUUAACUUCUGCAGACUCAGUAACUUUUAUCCAAGAGUUUACAGAUAAAGUAAUGGUAGCAAUGGCUGACAAAGGCUUGUUAUCCAUCAUGGUUAAUCAAUUGAGAAACGGCUCAGUAAUCGUUGAUGGAACCGUUAAUUUUAAUAAGUCGCUCGAGUUGAAAACUUUGGACGUCGGUGAACUGUUUCAACGGAAUGUACCGGAUUUAUUGAGUGUAAGCGUUGCAGAUUUUGACGAGUGUAGGAAAUCAGAGAGUAACACCUGCGACUUGCAAACGACAACUUGCGUUAAUACCGACUCCAGUUUCGAGUGUGCCUGCAAAGCCGGAUAUCUAAGCAAGAACACUUCAAAAACAAGUUGUAACGAUGUAUGUACAGACUUCACUUGUCAAAAUGGAGGAUUCUGCGCGUCGGGUAAUAACAACGAAGCAAUAUGUAGAUGUUCCGGCUCAUUUUACGGAUUAAAAUGUGAAAAGAAUGAUUAUUCAUGGAGACAAGCAGCUAUUGGUGUAGCGAUUGCCUUGGCUGCGGUUCUUUUCUUGAUACUUGUAGUACUGCUGUAUGUUUUCUGUCGUACAAGAACUGGAAAGAGCGAGUUUACGGACAUACCGCUGGUGACAGGUUUCCGACCAAAGUCAGAAGAUACUCCAAAGAGUUAUACGAAUCCAAGCGAUGUACAAGAAGGAGAAGUUGAAAGGUAUCAGUCCGACAAUGGUGCUUUAACAAGUAGUACAACAACGUUUAGGCCAGAGGUUGCAAACACUGCAACGGAUGAUGCAAUGUGAUGGAAAUUUUCUUCAUCUUUGUAUUACCGUGCAACAACUAACACAUUAACCACUUGAUUUUGUUGUUUAUCUUGCUUUUUGAACUCACUUUUUUACACGAAGAGAAAUGAUGAAAGUAUUUAAACACGCAGUUAACAUAUAUUUAUUUUCCGCAGUUGCUUUUGUAGCCAUUAUCCCGGUUUCAUCUACGUUAGUGUCCUGGUCUUAACUGCCCAAUAGCACGUUUAACAGUUGCUAGAAACUGAUGUCUAAGCGUGUGUUUGAAGAAUAUAUUUCUUACAUUUACUUUAUAACAUAAACGAUAUUAAACAACUUCAUGAGUUUG
Molecule: messenger RNA, 1804 nt
Organism: Ciona intestinalis (vase tunicate)
Lineage: Eukaryota; Metazoa; Chordata; Ascidiacea; Phlebobranchia; Cionidae
Molecular function (GO): Notch binding; calcium ion binding
Source: RefSeq, a predicted model, not a curated record